Molecule: messenger RNA, 1471 nt
Organism: Neoarius graeffei (lesser salmon catfish)
Lineage: Eukaryota; Metazoa; Chordata; Actinopteri; Siluriformes; Ariidae
Gene: rabac1
Product: Rab acceptor 1 (prenylated)
Exons: 6
Coding region: 86-655 (189 amino acids)
Cellular component (GO): Golgi apparatus
Source: RefSeq, a predicted model, not a curated record
ACUAAAGCCGUUCCACGUCAUCAGCACACAUCCGCCUUCCAGCGGCACAACGAAGGCGUCGCAUAUAUAUACUCAGUGUGUAGAAAUGGAGUCGAAGGUAGGUGACCCUUUCAGCAAUGAGGUGGAGGAGCUUCCUGCAGCACGCGUGAUCAGCAGGCUCUUUCCGAAAGGCUUUUCUGGGAAUGUGGCGAAGGAGUGGUUUGACCGUCGACGCAAAUCUAUCAGGCCCUGGGCCAGCUUUGUGGAUCAGCGCAAGUUUUCCAAACCGAAGAACUUUGGUGAACUGUGCCAGCGUGUUGUGCGGAACCUGGACACAUAUCACAGCAACUACACCUUCAUCUUCCUGGGGCUCAUCCUCUACUGCAUUAUCAGCUCUCCCAUGCUGUUGAUCGCUUUGGCUGUGUUUGCUGGUGCCUUUUACAUCAUCCACCUGAAGUCACUGGAGUCCAAGCUGGUUGUUUUCGGGCGGGAGUUGACUCAUGGUCACCAGUUGGGACUGGCUGGAGCAGUGUCUUUACCCGUGUUCUGGCUCGCAGGUGCUGGAGCAGCUGUUUUCUGGGUCCUGGGAGCUACGCUGGCCGUGAUCGGCUCCCACGCCGCUUUCCGUGACCUGGAGCAAUCAGACGUGGAGGAGCUCCUGAUGGAGCCUGUCUAACUCCUCGGCUCUUUCAGCAUCGAGCUCUUUAUUUAUCUAGACGUCUUGCCUGCACAUUGUUACUGCUUUCUAAUAGGUUGUGACGGAUGAACUAAAUAUUUAAUCAAUCACUGAUCUCUGGAUAGACUGUUAUUCAGGAAUUGAUGCAUUUUCUUCUGAUUCUUUAGCUUCAGAGAAACAAUAUCCAGUAGAUGGAUAGAAACAGAAAGACAUGUUUUUAAAUACAGAGUGACGUUGAGUAAGCACAGUAGACACACACACGCGCACAUACCUUCACGGGUAUGCAGCAGAUAGCUCCAUCUGUUACAUAUGGAAAGACUUCGUGUUUAAAAAUAAACAAAUAGAAAUCAUGACACAAAUCAAAGCUCUAACACACAACAGGAAAAAAAAAAUGUUUUUUUUUUUUUUAAAUUCUACUUUCCUAAACUCUGCUUUAUGAGAAAUAGGACUGGAAUGAGAUGUUUUACAGUUUGAGGGUUUAUGGAAAAAUAUGCAAAAACACAAAGUAAUUCGGUUACUGUGCAUGGAAAGAAAAGCUAUCCAGGAUGCCUGUAAACAUUAUCGUCAUGGUGUUGAACAUCAAGUAACACUAGUUAUUAAAUGCAGUAUCAAAGAGCUUCAUCAAAUGCAUGUGCCCAAGUGCUUUUAUUGCAAGUCUUUGCAGUUUUUCAAUUGCCAUUUUUUUAUCACGCAAUAUUUUUAAAGUAUCUUUUUUUUUAAUUUCUUUUCUCUCCAAAGAAUUCGUCUUUUAUCUUUUUGUCUUUGUGAUGUGUUUUGAUCAAAAGGAACGUGCAAUAAAAUCCUCUGCCUGUAAAA